CAGACAGCUGCUUUUUAGAAGCAUUUCGUAUCGCGUGAAGCUCCAUAACAUAAAACCGAUUAAGUCUCUAGAUUCUUUACGCACACAUGUUGUUUUUUGGCACCAAGGCAACUAAUUGCAAUACACAGAGAUUCUCUCGCUCUGGUGUGUAACGUGAUGCAGUAGUUUCCCGUAAAUGGUCUUUACUCGAUGGCGACAGUUCGGUGGUACUGAGCCUCAUGAGGUGCAGCUCGUGCUCUUCAGCAGGAACAUUUCACUUCACAAGCCACUUGACAGCCAUCUAUUUGAGGACUUUUUACUUUUUGUCCACUGGCGGGACUGUAAAAAUACAAUUUCCAUGCGCCUGACUUCAUUCGCGGAUACUGCAUUUUCUACAGAAGAAUGACUUCAGUGUGGAAAAGAUUACAAAGAGUUGGCAAAAAAGCCACUAAAUUUCAGUUCGUGGCUUCGUAUCAAGAACUUGUUCUGGAAUGUACAAAGAAAUGGCAACCAGACAAACUGAGAGUGGUGUGGACACGAAGGAACAGACGCAUUUGUUCGAAGCUUCAUUCAUGGCAGCCAGGCAUCAAAAACCCCUACAGGGGAAUGGUGGUGUGGCCUGUACCUGAGAAUGUGGACAUUACCGUCACACUCUACAGGGACCCACAUGCAGAUGAGUUUGAAGACAAAGAGUGGACAUUUUUCAUUGAGAAUGAGACAGCAAAGGGCAGUCGGAAAGUUCUGGCGUCUGUGGACUUGAACAUGAAGAAGUUUGCCAGUGCCACACACUCACAGACGGACCUGAUGCUCAAAAUGAAGCCUCUGUCGGUUAAGGUGGUGGAGGCCACGCUGAAGCUCUCCUUAUCCUGUGUGUUCCUCAAAGAGGGGAAAGCUACGGAUGAGGACAUGCAAAGUCUUGCCAGUCUGAUGAGUGUAAAGCCAACGGAUAUUGGGAACCUAGAUGACUUUAAUGAGAGUGAUGAAGAAGAGGAUAAAAGAUCUAGUACCGGUGUUAAUCUCAGUACUGCAGUACCAGCACCCCAUCUUCCUCUUCGACCAACACACUCCCAAGAAAAGAGAUCUGCAUCUCUAAAGAGCCCUUCAGCAAUAGUCAGUGGUAAGGACAGGCCUGCUGGUGGUGUCCUCUCACGCCCAGUGCCUGGCACUGUUCAUAACCAUGACCUGACAUCACGUCCACCUUUACCCACCCCACCCAGUUCAACCCCUCGCACCAUGCCCUCACCCGCCCGCUCCAGACCAGCACGUCCACCACCCCUUUCCCAGCCACAGGCCCCACCUGACUCCCACACAGAGCAAAAUGCUUCUGGUUUGCUCCCUCCAGCAUUGCCCAAAAUCUUCCAGCCGUCCCCUGGCUCAGCUCCUGUGUCCUUUCAAAGAAGACUGUCAGGCUCCGAGGCCCCUCUGGAGGGUCCCGUGACCUCUGACUAUCCUCUGCUCAAACUCCCUCGGGCUUCUCCUUCCUCUCCUUCCGAUCCCUUCCUCUCUCACUCUCCCUCUCCUCCCACUGUGCUCCUGAAAGAUUCUUUUGGAGCACCUCGCACCAAUGUUUUUAAGCCCAAGAUUGUCCCCGGUGCUCGCCCUGUAUCCCCCACUCCUGUCCCCCUCCUCGAGCCCAAAACUUCUUCCCUCUCUCUAUCUGACAUGCUUAAGCGCCCAUCUGCUGGCACUGUGCCAGUAUCUACACAGCUAAAUGAACAGACGAUGGAUGUUUCUACAUCUCCCUUCUUCAGUGUCCCUCUAAAUGAAUCUGUGACCCCUGUUCCUUUGCUGAGCAGUCCAGAUCUUGAAGCUCUGUGCGAAACAUCUUGCACUUCUAGUCAACUCCCCAAGCCACCUCUACCUCCCUCUGUCCCUGUCUCUUACCCCAUUAGCAAACCCCUACCUGCCUCUUUUACCCCAGCAGCUGUCUCUUCCUCUACCCCUGCUCUUGCACUGUCAACCACUGAUGCCUGCACUGCUGCUCCCUGCUGUUCAACUCAAUCUUCUUCUACUCUCUCAGAGAUACCCAGGGAGCUCAACACACUUACAGAGGAGGAUCAAACAAACCCGUUUCUACAAGAUAUACUUGCUGAAGAACUAAAGAACUCAGAGCCCAAAACAGAGCAGCAUCGCCCUUCUCGGACUGUCUGCAGCAUUAGCAUUGCUAAUCAACAAUCUCCUUCCUCCCUCCAUCAACCUGAAACCAUCAGCACUGAAAGAAAAGAGCUCAAACCUGCCAUGGCUGUAAAAAAUCUUGGGCCUGUUGGCAAGUCAUCUGGAGUACAGUCUGUGGACGCUUCCAGAUCUGAGGAACUGGAUACUGGGAAUGUCCCUCCUCCACACCCAUUCUCAGCUCCAGCAACAACAGCUCCCUCAUCAGUAGUUUCCACUCAUAUGAAGAAAAAUCUAGUUUUUAUUGCAGAGAAACCACCACUGGCUGAGGAAGAGCCGGAUUUUAAAGUGGCCGAUUUCGAUAAAGUGAUCAUAACCUCUCAAGAUGUUACUGUUGGCAAACGCCCUGAGAAAGAACCACUCAAAAUUGCCAUUGAACAGCCAAUGCAUUCUAGCCUGGUUCAAACCUUUUCAAUAACCGAUGAUGACUUACUAAAGCAACCAAAAAACACAAAAAUUGAAUCAGCAGGGGAAGUUUCUCCAAAAGAGGAACCGAGCAUACAGAACGCGAAAGGUGCUUUGCUUUGUGCCGACCUCAACAAGUCGGAUGAGGACAAGAUAAUCAAGAAAUUUGCCUCAACUGUGGUUACCCCUACAGAACACAAUAUCCCCAACAUUUUAUCCAGCUCAUCACGUCUAAAGCAAGAACUUAUAGAUCUUCCCAGGGAAAAAGGCCAAGUGUGGGUGGAAGAAGUCCUUGCAUCUAAAUCCAACAGUAGUUUGAGAGAGAAACAGUCCCAUAAGGAUCAUCUGGACAAGAGUUUAACUAUCCAGGAAAGUCAAAAUGAAAUGGCCUUCACUCCACUUGAAAGGCCAAGCAUUAGCCUUAAAAGGGGUGUCCCUGAAAUAUCAGAUCUGCCUAAAGAGCUUCCUCCCAUUCAUCCCCAACCCCUGGAGCCCAAAGUCCUUAAAUGCAUCUUAGAACAAACUCCAGCAGUCAGUCAACCAGCAAAACCAGAGCUGAUUGUGAAGGAGUCAGACGACACAGUGUUAACGCAGAAGAGUGUGGAGAUCCAUUCACUUGCGCAAGCAGAAGUGCCAAUCUGGAGUUCUCUGGAAGAGAAAGUAAAAGAUCAGGAGGAUGAAGCAAGGGAUGAAGAAAUAAAUAAGCACAAAACAUCUGACAAGAUGCCAAAAGAAGAAAAUAAAGCUGAAAUGUCCUCAAAAAAAUCUUUAGAAACAGGCAAAGAAAAAGCCGUUAUCCAAGUCAAUGCUGAAAAUCUCAGUUUAAAUGAACCAGAUUCCCAACAGCCGAUACCCUCCAUUGUCCUUAAACCACAACAAGCUGAGACUAUCAAGGAGAAGAAAAAAGAAGCUGUUAAAGUCAGUAUACCGGUCCGUAUGAAGCCUCCACUUCCUGUGAUCUCCCCUGUUGUUGCUGUAACGGAAAAGGACAAAAGAACUUCAGUGCAUCUGGAGGAAAUUUGCCCUCUGACGCCCAGCCUGUCUCUGGAUACAGAGUCUGGUGGAAGUGAUUUAAAGAAAAAGGUCACAUUUGAGGAAGAGAGUGUGUUAUGGGCUGCGGUAGAGGAGAAAACAAAAGAAAAAAGUGAUGAAGGUGUUAGCAUGGGCAAGUUGAUACCAGAAAAAGAGGUUCUGGAUAGGGGCCAACAUGGAAAAGAAACAUCAGAAACCAAGCCUAAGGAGCAAGAGGAUUCCUUUACCUUGUCCCAUUUCCACCACAAACUAGAUAAAAAUGCCAACAAAGAAAGCCAGAGGGAAGACCAUAAAAAGAAGACCACUAAAGAGGAAGAUUCAGAUGAUAAGAUGCUGCAAACUGGCAAUGAGACUAUUUGGACAACUGAAGCUGGACCUAAAGAAGACCUGAAGACUGUCAGUGUCUGUUCAGAAACCGAACUUGGCCUUAAGCUUGAAAUAGGAACAGACAGAAACGUGGACACCUGCAUACAGGAACAUGACUCCGUUUCUAACCAGGAAGAAGUAUCUGUAGGCUUCAUACGGGGGAUUUUCGGUGUUCUGUAUAAAGGUUAUGAGACCAUGACAUCAAUACUACAGCAGCCAAGCACAACAGAAACAGAUGUUCAAGAUGACACAGUUUUGGAUGAUCACGAUGGAUCUGUGGUUGAAAUUCUCCCUCCCGAGGCCUUCUCUGACACCAAAAUUGAGCAUCCAACUGACGAUGAGCCUCAGGAAUCAAUAAUCCAGGAUUUGUUACCUUCUGGCGAGUUACAGAUAGAUAUUCAGACCUCCGAGCCUGUAGCCAUGAGCCUGGUAGAGUGUUUGAAACUGGCAGCCAGAGAAACUCAAAGCGGAUCUAUGAGUUUCAAGACCCAAGAUAAAGGAAGCCCUUCUAAACAGAAAGCAGCAAAUGAGCAAACCCAAAUACUGACACCAAUAACAAAUGACAAAUGCAUGAUGGUGGAAUUUAAGUCUGAGAGUGUGCUAUCAAAUGAAGAGAUGAAUGAAGAGCCGUGCUUACCUCUGGAGGAAGAAGAAGACAUAACUGCUAAGAAAGAGGUGCAAACCAGAUCUGUGGGAACAGAUGGUCUGGUGACCAAGGUAAACCUUGAGGAAAUAAAAAUGCACGAAAGCCCUAAAAGAAAUGGACAUGAAGAACUUCUGCCUGGCAAGAUAACAGCAGCAGAUUUAAGGCCUAUGGCGGAGUCGGAGGGUUCACAGGAGGAGCUGGAAUUUGAACUGGGUCAGGAAGACUUAGGAACAGUGUGGUCUGCUGAGCUAUAUAUGGAUGGAGGACCAGAGGAAUCUUCAAUAUCGCCAAUAUCACCAAGAGAUUUCACAGCCAUACAAAAACCGGAAUCGCCUCAGACUGCCUUUCCACCAGAAUCUGGGUCUAUAUUAAAAGACACUACACCAACGGAAACUAUUUUCCAACCUGCUAGCAAAGUUCUCCCUCCAUGUCAAGACAAGAGUAUGCAGUCACCACCCCCAGUGCCUUUACAGGAAAUCGGCCCUAAUGCCAUCAAUCAAAAUAGUAGCUCUGCAGCUGCUAAAAUGCAUGUGGUUCCUCAAUGCAAUGAACAAGGAACCACUCCUUCACAUGUAACUAUGGAGACAGCAGCUGUAAAGACUGUUGAGAUAUGCAAAGAUGGUGCAAAAGAGACAAGUGAGAAUAACUUGUCACCACUAGAGGGAGACAAUACCAUAACCAUGUGUAUAAACAACACUUCAAAAGUUGAGAUGGAAAAAGAGAGCAGCCCAGUUAUCACCAAGGCAUCAGAAAUUAUUAUUGUAGCAGCCACAGAAAGACCGAAAGAUAUAAACGUUGAUGAGAACGUUGUUUCCGGGAAGGACAUUUCUCCAAGGAGCUCAGUGGUCCCGUGGCCAUUUCCUUCUCCUAAACUCGAAAGACACAGUGAGCCCUCAAAAAGUACAGAAAGUUCCAGUCUAAAGGAUGAUUACCUCUCGGAGGAGAGCAUUCUGUUAGCAAAGAUUCGUCAGAUGGCCGAAGAAGAGGCGACACAGCCGUCAGCUCCUGCUCCACGCACUAAAAAACGUUUGAUCCCCUGCGAGUCUGAUUUUGAACUUCCUCCAUCUCCUCCCAUGCAACUAAAGUUUAGCAUGAAACCACCUGUGGAUGAGAUGAGGCCAUAUUUAGAUCAGACUGAGAUUACAAAAACACUCGGACCUCCACCGUCAGUGAUUUCUCCAGAGCAGAUAGAUGAGAAGGUUGACAUCAGUCAGUCUCAGACUCCCUCUGUGCCACUGGAGAGCAUUAAGAUAGAUGAUAGCCACAGAGAAGCCAAUGCUAGAAAUGCUGUUUUAGAUGAUAAUGUCCAGUUAAACAAGCAAGAACAAAAUAUUCAGCUGGAAUGUAUGGGAGCUGAAAGGGAGUGCCAAGAUACACCAGCUGUUAAGCCCACAAACCAGACAGAGAACACAGAAACAGAAGCUGAAACUGAGAACAAGGAAGAACCAGAAUUAAGUGUUGAUAGAAGUGAAGAGGCUCAAAUAGAGCAGGAUAGACCACCAUCUCCAGUGCCUGAUGAAUUGUCUGGUCAUCCUCAGGAAAAGGAGUCCUCUGAUGUAACCCCAGAGGCUAAAGGGAGCAAGACGCCAUCUAGGAGCCCAGGCAGCAUGCAGGUUAACGGCCAGACCACUGCAGACUCAUCCCAUGUGAUUGUGCCUCCAAUGCGCAGUAAAAAGAAAAUAAUUCCACCACCAAUGGACCUUGCAAUAGUAAAAACAAUGGAUGAAUCCAUUAAAGAGGGUUCAGCAGUGCCUGGAUGGGAUUUUGCCAGUCCACUGCCCAGUCCUGGUUUGGUGACCUCCAGUCAGUCCUUGCUGGAGUGGUGUCAAGAGAUCACUAAAAACUAUAAGGGAGUAAAAAUCACAAACUUCAGCACCUCUUGGCGUAACGGCCUGGCAUUCUGUGCCAUCUUACAUCACUUCCACCCUGAGAUAAUUGACUUUGAUGCAUUGGAGCCUCACAACAUAAAGCAAAAUAACAAAGCUGCUUUUGAUGGGUUUGCAACACUGGGAAUCUCUCGUCUGCUGGAGCCCUCAGACAUGGUGCUUCUCUCUGUGCCAGAUCGUUUGAUUGUCAUGACGUACUUGUGCCAAAUCCGUGCACACUUCACUGGGCAGGAGCUGAGUGUGUUACAGAUAGAGCAGAACAACAGUCAGUCCAGCUAUGCAGUAGCCAGGCCAAGCCAAGGGCCGGAUGUACAAGCAGCAGCCAAAUUCUGUGCAGAGAGGCUCCAAGCUGGAGCUCUGUCAGGAGACAGCAACAGCAAGGACUCACUGGGAGAGGAGGGAAGUGACACUGCGGCUAAGCCAAACAGAGCUCUUGUUCCUCCACCUCGGACUAAACGUGCAGGAAAGGUGGAAGAGAUGGGCAGUAAGGAGACAGAGGGAGGAGCGCAGACUCCUGUGGCCCCGCCACGAUCAAACUCAGCGGCUUCCAGAUCAGGAUUUGGCCACAUACGAGAUGCGGAUCUGGUGAAGAAACGGCGGUCGCGACUGAAGAGCGAAUCCAUGGAUGAGACCGAUUCGAAGGAGCAGCCAAAGGAGUCAGAUAAAGGUGAACUGACAGCUGAAGGAACUAAUGGCUCAACAGCUGCCAGAGAAAGUGCUGAAACUGAACCUCAGGAAGCAAACCAAGAUGUUAAAUCAGCAGAUAAUGAGACAAUGUGUCUGCAGGACACCAAUCAGUAUGUGUUGAGUGAACUUCAGGCCCUGGAAACCGAACAGAAGCACAUAGACAGCAGAGCUGCAGUCGUGGAGAAAAGACUCCGAAAGCUCAUGGAGACGGGAAGUGAUAAAGAUGAAGAAGAGAAGCUGAUUGAGGAAUGGUUCACUCUGGUCAACAAGAAGAAUGCUCUGAUCAGGAGACAAGACCAUCUGGAGCUGCUGCAAGAAGAGCAGGAUUUAGAAAGAAGAUUUGAGCUGCUAACUCGAGAGCUCAGAGCGAUGAUGGCUACUGAAGACUGGCAGAAAACUAAGGCCCAACAGCACAGAGAACAGCUACUGCUACAGGAACUGGUGUCACUGGUCAACAAGCGGGACGAGCUGGUCAGAGACAUGGAUGCAAAAGAGAGAGGGGCUUUGGAGGAGGAUGAGAGACUGGAGAGAGGUCUGGAGGCAAGGCGUAGAAAAUACAGCAAUAAGGAAAAGUGUGUUCUUCAAUAAAGAAACUUGAAUUCUCAUGAAAGCUGUGGCUCACUGCACCAGAGACGAUCCUAAAUGACUUGGACUACACCAGGACAUUAGUGUGCCUUGUUUUAACUUUCAAAGACAUUUGGCUUAAACGUGAAACCCUUUCUCACAACAUCUUAAAGAUCUCAGCGACAUCUCAGUGGGAUAUAAAUCAUGUCCAGUCUAGAUCAGACAAGUUAUUCAUUGAAAGUUUGCACAAUGUUUUGAAGGUUUUCCCAGGUUUUACUGGUCGAGAGUUUAGUAUUUUAAGCAAUAUUACUUUAAAUCUUAAAAUCUGAAAGAAGGUCUUUAUUGUUUUAUUGGACAAUAAACAAACAGCCUUCACACACCUGAAUGGUUGCAGACAGUUGAACUGAACACAAGAAAUAAUAAGAAAAGGGAAGAAUCCUGCACACUGCUGUAGGUUGCAAGAAAUCCAAUAUCCUCCAAUAUUUAUUGAGACUUCUGUCCCACAACCUUAGUCAGGAUUUUUUUUUCCUGAAGCAAAUAAAACAUUGCUCAAUUUCGUACAAUCUGAGCAGGCAAGCAGGGUUUUCUCUUCUUUGUAAUGUUUGUAAUGUUUUUUGGGGGGGAAAUGUAAUGUUUAGGAUUGAGACGAUUUGACUGUCUUUAAGGUAUAUCGAACAGACAAAGAGACUUGCGCCAAAGUGUGCUGUUUUUACAUUAUUUAUUUAAGUGUGUUGUUUCCUGGUAUGCCAAAACGUCUCUGUUGGGCCGUUGUCUUAUCUGCAAAUUGUAUUCUCUGAUGUUUCAUCAGACAAUGUCUUCAAAUUAAUGUAUUCAUAACGUUCUUUUGCAUUGCAGUGCCUUUAGAGGUUUAAUACCUUUUGAAAAGGGGCUUUUUAUAUAAAAUGAAGCCAUUCUGUAUUUUCUGUUUUAAACCUUAA
Messenger RNA from Sinocyclocheilus rhinocerous, 8675 nucleotides. It is a transcript of the gene ehbp1l1b, whose product is annotated as EH domain binding protein 1-like 1b. Lineage: Eukaryota; Metazoa; Chordata; Actinopteri; Cypriniformes; Cyprinidae. The transcript has 30 exons. The record is from RefSeq and is a predicted model, not a curated record. Gene Ontology annotation, molecular function: protein binding. Bases 382 to 7761 code for a protein of 2459 amino acids.